Cynara cardunculus var. scolymus (artichoke) is the source of this 1695-nucleotide messenger RNA. RefSeq names its product putative glutamine amidotransferase GAT1_2.1. Gene Ontology annotation, molecular function: hydrolase activity, acting on carbon-nitrogen (but not peptide) bonds, in linear amides. The transcript is spliced from 4 exons. Bases 14 to 1291 code for a protein of 425 amino acids. NCBI's taxonomy places the organism in Eukaryota, Viridiplantae, Streptophyta, Magnoliopsida, Asterales, Asteraceae. Gene Ontology annotation, cellular component: cytosol. The record is from RefSeq and is a predicted model, not a curated record.
CUCUAACACUGCCAUGUCAACUUCCGAUCUCGCCGUCCUCUUGCCUCGCGUUAUAAUCGUAUCUAGACGGAGCCUUCGCAAGAACAAAUUCGUUGAUUUCGUCGGCGAAUAUCAUCUUGAUCUUAUAGUCGGCUAUGGAGCCGUUCCGGUGAUUGUACCUCGGGUGACGGGGGUUCAUUCGUUGUUGCACAGCUUUGAGCCGAUCCAUGGAGUCCUUCUAUGCGAAGGAGAAGAUAUUGAUCCGUCGUUGUACGAAGAUGAAGAAACCAAUCUCUCCCCUGAAGAAUUGGAGGAGAUCCGGCGGGUGCACGUCAGCGACACCGCCAUUGAUAAAGAAAAGGACACAAUAGAGCUUUCACUCGCCAAGCUCUGCCUAGAAAGAAACAUACCCUAUUUGGGAAUAUGUAGGGGGUCUCAGGUCUUGAAUGUAGCAUGUGGGGGUACGCUUUACCAAGAUAUUGGUAAAGAACUAACCAAAACUUGCCCUAAAGAGAACAAAGUGAUUCAUAUGGAUUACGAUAAUUACGAUGGGCAUCGGCAUGAGGUUUCCAUCGUAGAGGACACCCCUUUGCAUCAAUGGUUUAAGGAUUCUUUAGAAGACAAAAUGGAGAUUCAGGUUAAUAGUUAUCAUCACCAAGGAGUCAAGAGGCUAGCACAACGUUUUAAGCCCAUGGCGUUUGCACCAGAUGGUUUAAUCGAAGGAUUUUAUGAUCCGGAUGCUUAUAAUCCAAAAGAGGGUAAGUUUAUAAUGGGUUUACAGUUUCAUCCUGAACGAAUGAGGAAACCAAAUUCAGAUGAAUUCGAUUAUCCUGGAUGCACUGCUGCUUAUAAGGAAUUUGUGAAGGCAGUGGUGGCAUAUCAAAAGAAGAUCAAUAACACAACAAAGGUACCAAAAUCUCUAAAACUUGAUAAAGAGUUGGAGCAAAAAAGAAAGGCUAUCGCUCGUAGCUUCUCGCUUGCAAGAAACCUAUACGAAGGAGGAUCCAGUAUUCGUCAACCAAAAGAGUCUGAUCUCAAACCAGGAGCAGAAUUUCUUGAGUCAAAUACAGCAUUGAGUUUGCAACAAGAGAACAGACUGAAGCAGAUGGGAGCAACAGUUAGGAACGCAUCUUCAUACAUGGAGAGAUUGAAGUUGAAUGAAGAAAGAGAGAAAUUGGCAAGAGCUGUGAUGGGGAAGAUGACAAUUGAACAGUUAUCUGAUCUAAAUUUGUUCUAUCACAUGAUGGGGCAGAUAUGUUCUGAAAUGCUGGAAAAGAAGCAGAUUCAAAAUGUUAGUGUUGAUCUUCCAUGAUUCUAAAAGCCAAAUUAAAGCCUAUAAUGAUGAUUUCUUUAAUAAAGAAUCACAUGAUAUUAGGAAAAAAGGAUCCAUCUUUUGCUCUUGCUGUAACUACCUCUCCCAAGAUUUCGUUGGUGGUAAAUGGCCAAUCACUUUUUUCAUGAUCACAUGCAUUCAUCUUGUUUGUGGUUGCUUUUUUUGGUGUGUAUGGAGUAUGGAGCAUUGGAAAUGGGCCUAUGCUUGGGAAUCUUAUUUGGUUUCUAUUUGUAAUUCUUAAUGGGCUUGUAGCUGUGCCUUGUUGGGUUUAAUUUUUGUCAUUUGUAUGUAAAACUAAUAGCAGCUGUCUGUUAGUGUAUCCCAUCCUGUAAUUUACUAAGAAGUCAAAUAUUUUAUACAACUAAAGUCAACAAAUUCCUACC